Molecule: messenger RNA, 1536 nt
Organism: Arctia plantaginis
Lineage: Eukaryota; Metazoa; Arthropoda; Insecta; Lepidoptera; Erebidae
Source: the annotation of a GenBank genome assembly
AUGGAGUUUUUAGAAGACCGAGAUUUCAGUAUGGUGCCCACCAUUCCAGAGUUUUAUAAAGGAAAAACUAUAUUCAUCACCGGUGGUUCUGGGUUCAUGGGCAAGGUCCUCACAGAGAAGCUGCUUUACUCCUGCUCCGAGCUGGACAGGAUAUAUCUUCUCAUAAGAAACAAGAAAGGUGUCAAAUCAGAAGACAGACUGGCGGCGUUAUAUUCAUCUGAUUGCUUUGCAAGACUGAAAAAGGAGAAACCUGGUCUUUUCGAAUCCAAGGUUUUUGUCGUCGCUGGAGAUGUAACAGAACCUGGGCUUGGAUUGUCAGAUGAAGACCGGACUUUACUCAUCAACCGCGUCAAUAUUGUAUUUCAUGUAGCAGCCAGCGUAAGAUUUGACGAUCCCCUUCCUUAUGCCGUGAAGAUGAACCUUCGAGGUACUAUCGAAAUGGUUGAUCUCGCCAAGGAAAUGAGGAAUCUCCUUGUGUUUGUGCACGUGUCUACUUCCUACUCAAAUACCAACAGGGAGACCAUAGAAGAAAUUAUGUACCCGCCCCACGCAGACGUGAAAGAUACGCUGGAAGUGUGUGAAAAGGUUGAUGAACAUACCCUCAAAAUUCUUACUCCAAAAUACCUUGGUGAAGUUCCAAACACUUAUGCGUUCACGAAACAGUUAGCAGAACACGUUGUUUACGAAUGUAGGGGACAACUACCUAUUGUCAUCAUCAGACCUUCCAUAGUUAUAUCAAGCGUAGAUGAACCGAUGCCUGGGUGGAUUGAGAACUUCAAUGGACCUGUGGGACUACUGGUAGCCAGUGGAAAAGGUAUAAUGAGAUCCAUAUACAGUGACCCAGACCUCAUAGCUGACUACAUACCCGUGGAUAUCUCCAUCAAGAGUAUGAUGGUGGCUGGAUGGUUGAGGGGAACCAAAAAGUUAGAACCAACAGAUGAUGUUGCAAUCUACAAUUGCUGCGCCGGCCAAACAAAUACCAUCACUAUGGGGGAGCUGGUGAACAUGGGACUGGAGAUCUAUGCCUCCAUGCCCCUCAAUGACAUGCUCUGGCAUGUAGGAGGCGAUAUUACCACUUCGAAGACUAUUAACUAUGUUAAGGUAAUAUUCCUUCAUUUAUUGCCAGCGAUUUUGGUUGACACGCUCCUUUGGCUGCUUGGACGGAAACCAAUGUUAGUCAAAGUCCAACGGCGUAUCUACAUAGCAAACCAGGCCCUGGAAUAUUACAUCACCAAGCAAUGGACAUUUAACAAUAGGAAUUUACUGCGACUACGGUCGUGUAUUAAGAAAGAAGAUAUCAAACAUUUUUACUACGAGAUGGAAGAAGUUGACCGAUACCAAUUCUUCUACAACUCACUUCUUGGUGGAAGAAGGUACUUGUUGAAGGAAAAAGAUGAAGACCUACCUAAGGCUAAAGCCCAUUACAGGAGAAUGGCGGUUUUGGACAAGACUGUGCAAUACCUGUUUUGGGGUCUCAUGCUGUUGUGGUUCUUAAAUUUAAGUUUCGUUAAGAAUAUUCUCUCAGCUAUCCUGUAA